AUCUUACUCUCGCUUUCACUCUCUCCUUACACUCACUGCUCCUCCUCACCUAUCCCCUCAGUUUUUUUCUUACACUCCAUGAUGGAAACUGGAUGGGAGAUAGAUUUCAGUAUGGGAACAGGAAUGGAGAUGACGGUAUCUCCGGCGAAGUUCGCCGGAGCAACACCCGCUUACAUGUAUGGUAUCCCCACUGCAGAAUCUCUUAGGGUGGACGACCUGCUCGACUUCACCAGCCACGAAUUCUUCCCUUCUUCUUCCUCCUCAUCCUCCCCAACCGAUGACACCGCCCACCUCCUCCCCACCAGCCACGAAUUCUCCUCAUCUUCCGCCGCCAUCGGCUUCGAUUCCUCCUUCCCCGACGACAUCUACAUUCCCAGCGAGGAGGCGGCGGAACUCGAAUGGCUUUCCAAGUUCGUGGAGGAUUCCUUCUCCGAUACCCCUUACCAUUACUCCUUCGCUGCCGAUGCGACAAUGUCGACAGAAAACAGUAAUUUUCCGGCUUCAGAGAUCUCUGCUCACAUCCUCACUUCCAGGAAAAAUAGAUCCCCGGAGAUCUCCACCUCCUCUUCAUCAUCAUCCUCUUCUUCUUCUUCCGACGUUCCAAAAGCCAAAAACAACGUAAUCAGCAAGAAAAAACAGGGAAAUAACGAGGCCGGUGCACGGCGGUGCACGCACUGCUCGUCGGAGAAGACGCCUCAGUGGAGGGCUGGACCGCUCGGACCGAAAACUCUCUGCAACGCAUGCGGUGUCCGGUUCAAGUCCGGCCGACUCGUGCCGGAGUAUCGACCGGCGGCGAGCCCCACCUUCGUUCUCACACAGCACUCCAAUUCGCAUCGAAAGGUCAUGGAGCUUAGACGCCAGAAGGAAUUCCUCAUUCUACGUGGCGGAGUCGGCGGAACCGCCGGCGACGGCGGCGGCGCUGGUUUUUCGUCGGCGAUGCUUUUCGAGGACUAUGAAGUCUGUUGAAGCGCCGUCGACGGCUAUUUAACGCCGUUUCUUGCCGUUUAUCUUUAAUGUGAUUGCUUCGAUGGAUCCGUAUCGGACGGCUAGAAUUUGUUGCCAUAAAUUAUUGAUUGCUGCUCUGAUUGUUGUUGCUUCAGUUUUGGGUUUCAUGGCGUCAUCACGUGAUAUCCGUGGUGGUCCAGCGAGGAUGAGGCACGUGGUUGUCACGUGAUAAGUAGAACGAAUAAAAAUAAUGUGAAGUUGGGAGGAGGAUUCUUGUUUAAUAAUCAUUUACUUCUGUU
Molecule: messenger RNA, 1244 nt
Organism: Phalaenopsis equestris
Lineage: Eukaryota; Viridiplantae; Streptophyta; Magnoliopsida; Asparagales; Orchidaceae
Product: GATA transcription factor 4-like
Exons: 2
Coding region: 79-966 (295 amino acids)
Biological process (GO): regulation of DNA-templated transcription
Molecular function (GO): zinc ion binding; sequence-specific DNA binding
Source: RefSeq, a predicted model, not a curated record